UUCUUCUUUUUUCGUCUUUUUGAUUAUCCGAACCAGGUGUGUACACGAGAAUUUAGACCAGACAAUUUUAAUUUUAUGACACAUGCAGGUCUCCAUCCUUCAUUUCGUGUUUUGCCUGGAAAAAGCGUAUCAGCGACGCGAAGAAAGUAAAAGAAGAGUUGAACAAAGGGAAGCUUUAUAGGACCCGGAGUUCCUUCCCUCGCGGCCUCCUUGGUUCUCGCCGUUGCCUCCUCCGGAGUUCGCUUUGCCGUCGCUGCCGGUCCUCGUCGUCCCCACUCUCAGCUAACCAUUCUUUGAAGAGGGUUAUCUUUUAGAACAGAUUGGGCCGCCCAGUGCAAUACAAAAGAAUACACUAAGAAAGUUGAAGAUGGGCGAUUCUUCUGAUUUCACCUUUUGCAAGGUUGGUUCACCAGUGGAUGAUGACCAUUUGGAGUCACCUAAAACCAUUCCUGACAUUAAGAAAAUCAGUCUCAAUGACAAUACUCUGGAGGGAAUUAGUAUUCAGAAGAUUAAUAAUUCAAGCCAGAUUGAUUCUUCAUCUAAUAAUAAGUUCAAACUGAAGAAUUCAGCAACACCAGUAACAGUGGGAGAGCCUGGAGAUUUGGUGACUGGGUCGCAGGAACAGAAGCCUGUAAUAAAGAAAUCCACUGUUAAAAGAUCAAAGGUUCCUUUUGAGAAAGGUUACAGCCAAAUGGACUGGCUAAAACUUACUCGCACACAUCCUGACCUUGCAGGGCUUGAGGGCCAAUCAAAUCGAAGGCUCAUUUCUAUGGAUGAAGUGAGACAACAUAAGACUGAAGGUUCUAUUUGGACAGUUUUAAAAGGUCGUGUGUAUAACAUUUCCCCCUAUAUGAAAUUUCAUCCUGGAGGUGUGGAUAUGCUUAUGAAAGCAGCUGGAAAAGAUUGCACCUCAUUAUUCAAUAAGUAUCAUGCAUGGGUGAAUGCUGAAUUCCUUUUGGAGAAGUGCCUUGUGGGAGUGUUAGAUGCGAGCUGAUGACUAACUUGAAGCUGUCUUCUGAUUGAUGAGUCAUUUCCACCCCAGAUCAUUUACCAUAUUUUACAGGAUUGUAAAGCUCAUAGCAUAUUUAUCACAGUACAAUUUCCUCUCUUUUUUUUUUUUGGGGGGGGGGGGGGGGUAACAACUGCAAUUUCCUUGCAAUAAAAAAAGUUUGUCUACUUGAUAUACUCUUCUGGGGUCUUAUUAUGAUAGAGAUUAGAGACUUACGGUAUAAAAGGAUUGUUGCAGGAGGUUUAUUUCAAACUAGAAACUAGCAAAUGAUUAUACCAGAGAAUUUUAAUGUUGAUAACUUGAACAUGUGGCAUCUUCAGUUGUACAGUAAGGUGUUCUUCACAGGAAGCUGCAUGAGAGGGUUGGUAGGAGCUUUGUGCUGCAACUUGCGGGCAACGAAGAAAGAUAUUGUUAACCCCAAAGUACUUUGUUUAGCUUAAUAUGAUGAUGUUAUUAUUGGAUUAGUUU
Messenger RNA from Phoenix dactylifera (date palm), 1477 nucleotides. It is a transcript of the gene RLF, whose product is annotated as reduced lateral root formation. Gene Ontology annotation, molecular function: heme binding; cytochrome-b5 reductase activity, acting on NAD(P)H. Gene Ontology annotation, cellular component: cytoplasm. The record is from RefSeq and is a predicted model, not a curated record. NCBI's taxonomy places the organism in Eukaryota, Viridiplantae, Streptophyta, Magnoliopsida, Arecales, Arecaceae.